CAAUCCUAUUAUCACUCUGUGUCCUGGCUUCUCUGGGGGAGAAAGAGACUAGUAGUAAUUCUAGCAAUUCUGGAUAGCUAUUCCUAUAGACUUAUAUUAUUUUGGUUUUUCUUUUCUUAAUUUUGGCAACGAGAAAAGGAAGCUUUUUCUUUUAUGCAGUGACCAGGUUUUCUGUGGUUGCUUAGGAUUAAUAGCAUCUAGCACAGCUGAAGAAAAAGAUAGUUGGGGAAGAGAAAAGAGGAGGAGACUGAAGAGGAGCAUCAUUUAUACCUUGCUGUAUAUAUGAAAAAGCUUUUGCAGUUUGUGUGAUUUGAGCAUAUUUGUUUCUACACAGCAAGGUAUUUCUUCUUAUUUCCUCAGAAGGCUUUUCCUUUUAGUUCUUUUUUGUUGUGCCAGCUGAGUCAUCAUGUCUGCCUUGACGCCUCAAAGCGAUAUGCCAACCCCCACUACAGACAAGAUCACGCAGGCUGCCAUGGAGACCAUCUAUCUUUGCAAAUUCCGAGUGUCUAUGGAUGGAGAAUGGCUCUGCCUGCGCGAGCUGGAUGACAUCUCACUUACCCCCGACCCAGAACCUACCCAUGAAGAUCCUAAUUAUCUCAUGGCUAAUGAACGCAUGAACCUGAUGAAUAUGGCUAAACUGAGUAUAAAGGGAUUGAUUGAAUCAGCACUUAAUCUGGGCAGAACACUGGACUCUGACUAUGCACCUCUUCAGCAGUUCUUCGUAGUGAUGGAACACUGCCUUAAACAUGGCUUGAAAGCCAAGAAGACUUUUCUGGGACAAAAUAAGUCAUUUUGGGGACCUCUGGAGCUGGUAGAGAAGCUUGUUCCUGAAGCUGGAGAGAUCACAGCAAGUGUUAAAGAUCUGCCGGGGCUUAAGACGCCUGCGGGUAGAGGAAGAGCCUGGCUUCGCCUGGCCUUAAUGCAGAAGAAGCUUUCAGAAUACAUGAAAGCUUUGAUUAACAGAAAGGAUCUUCUCAGUGAAUUUUACGAGCCUAAUGCUCUCAUAAUGGAAGAGGAAGGUCACAUAAUUGCUGGCCUCCUAGUAGGGUUGAAUGUCAUUGAUGCAAACUUCUGCAUGAAAGGAGAAGACUUGGAUUCACAGGUUGGAGUUAUUGAUUUUUCAAUGUACUUGAAGGACACCAACAGCAGUAAGGGCAAUGAAGGAGAUGGUCAGAUAACUGCUAUUCUGGACCAGAAAAAUUAUGUAGAAGAACUCAAUAGACACUUAAGUGCCACUGUAAACAAUCUGCAGGCAAAGGUGGAUGCUUUAGAAAAAUCCAACACUAAACUUACUGAAGAGCUUGCAGUUGCAAACAACAGGAUUAUAACACUGCAAGAAGAGAUGGAACGAGUUAAAGAAGAAAGUUCUUACCUCUUGGAAAGUAAUCGUAAGGUAACUAAGCAAGACAGAACUGCAGAUGGACUUGCACUGAGUGAAGCACGGAAACAGUUAAAGGAGGAGACUCAGCUACGGCUGGAUGUAGAAAAAGAACUAGAGGUGCAGAUUGGAAUGAGACAAGAGAUGGAGCUGGCCAUGAAGAUGCUGGAAAAAGACGUUUGUGAGAAGCAGGAUGCACUUGUGGCACUCAGACAGCAACUAGAUGAUCUCAGGGCACUAAAGCAUGAACUCUCUUUCAAGCUGCAGAGUUCAGACCUGGGAGUGAAACAGAGGAGUGAAUUAAACAGCCGUUUGGAGGAGAAGACAAAUCAGAUGGCUGCUACUAUUAAACAGCUUGAACACAGAUUGCGACAGGCAGAGAGAGAACGUCAGUCCGCUGAGGGGGACAACCGGCUCUUCAAGCAGGAAUUUGGUGAAAAGAUCAACAGUCUUCAGAUAGAAGUGGAACAGCUCACCAAGCAGCGGGAUCAACUUGAACAAGAAUUGAAACGGGAAAGAGACAGAUUGUCAUCAAUACACCAGGGUAUCCGAGAAAACAAAAUCACAGUAGCCCAAGGCAAGGGCUGCCAGAAGAUGCAAUUAAAAAUGGAUGGAAAGCAGAAAAUCCAGGAAGAAAAUGCCAGAUUGAGAGAACCUGGAAGAGGGGAAAAUGCUGUUCUUCCAAACAAGAUACAAUCUGUCAUAAAAGAAGAGCAGGAACUGCCAUCUGGACCUGCAAAAGCACAGAUAUGCCAGCUGUGCCAAGAGGAAGGCAGUCUCACCAAAACAAAGAACAUUUGCAAGAACUGUGGCGGAAUCUUCUGUGAGGCCUGUUCAGCUAAUGAACUGCCCCUUCCAUCCAGCAUAAACCCAGAGCGUGUUUGCAACACCUGUCACGAACAGCUGAUACAGCAAUAUUCCACAAGCCCAUUGUAGGACUCCGCAUGUGGGACAGUGAUGACCAAUCAAGGCUUGGUCCAGCUAUGAAAUCUUGUAGCUUAGGUCUCGGCUCUGAAGCUCUUCGGGCGAGUUUCUAGAGAAGAAUCUCUCUUCCCUCUGCUCUUGCAAGGUCAAAGAGCGGAAGUACGUUAUGUUCACAUUCUCUCUCUCAACUGUCAAUUUAAAAUGGUGGUCCGAGCCUUCCUUCAGGAGAACACCCCCACUUUCAGGCAUGAGCUGCUGUGCGAGGAACCGUUCAGAAUUUUGUGUCAGAGUAGCCUUAAUGCAUGUUCAUUUUCAUGUACCAUGGCAACUACAAGAAGAGGUAAAAACGCAUGUACAAAGGUUUACUUAAGUGCUUUGUUUGAAGGCAAAAUGGAAUGAACCAGAUGAUAACUGAAACAAAGAACGAGAAGGAAUUUUUCACCCGCAUGUGUGACUCUGCUUAAAACACCACUUUCCCUUUUCCCUUCUGUCCCUGGCAGUGCUAAUGAACUGUGGUGCUCUAGUUCAAACAGAAAAAUCCCACAAAAGAACUGGGAAUUGAACAUGUGUGUGGCACAUCAUUUCUCAGUUCAGUCCUCUCUUGGGCUCCAGUUUGGUUGUGUAGAGUAACAGGAAAGAUUUAAAAGAUUUGGGGUUUUUUUUUUGAGGUGUGUGUGAGAGAUGAGAACUGAAUAGCAGCCACUUCACUCACUCAGCACAGUAAGCUUGAGUGAAAUACUCAGACAUUAAAUACAACUGGUUUUUUUUUUUUUUGUAAAAACAAACACCUUCGAACUUUAUAGUGGAAGUUCUCGUGACAUUCUAAAAACUAUAAAUCUGUUUUGUCUUGACCUGAUAAUUAGAGGAUGGAUCUUGAUUCCAAAAUAUUUAAAUUUAAAUAUAUAUAUACUGGUCUUUAUUUAAACAGAAUAUUUAGGGGCAUGUUUGUACAUUCUGUCCAGCAUACUGUUCCUACUAAUGUUGUGCACAUUAAUCAGCUGUUUAAGCAGCAAAUGUGUUUUUUUAUUAAAAUAGUCAUAAGACUGAUCAUUUUGUAGCCACAAGAAGUGAUUACUGCUAGUAGGAGGCUCAAAUGUGCUAAUUUGAAAUUCACUUUCAAAUAGGUUUUACGGUUCAUACAAAGAUAAUCUGACAUAUGACAUUUUACUAUCUAAGGCUUCUCUGCUACCCCAAAAGACACCACCUUCUUUCUGAAGUACACAGCCACUUGUACCUCUCUAUGUAAGGGCUCCAGCCCGCCCCUGCCAAAAGUGCAAAAUUACAAAUGCUGGUAUGCAUCCCACUCCCAAGAGAGGGGCUUAGGUUAUUUGGCCUACUUUGUAUUGGAAACCUAACUGAACCACCAAGACCACAGAAUGUAUUGUAAUCUUUAGAAAACUGACUUAUGUAUAUUUAUAUGUAUGUGGGGGUGUUGCAUUAAUUUUGUACAAAUCUAUAGGGAAACCUGGUUUAUUUCUCUAAAGGUGAUUAUAUGCAAAUUAAAUCUGUUAGAACUACAUUGGAAGUGUGUAGAUGAGUUCAGGCCACUUGAUUGGGCCAGUGAUGAUCAGUAUAUAAUCUAGUCUGACUCUCCCUCUGCUGACUGCAGGCAACUAGCAGGGCCUCUUUCACAGGAGCCAACAUGAGGGAGUGAAUGGGACUCAGGAAAGUAGGGGGAACAGAGAGGAAAACAUUACAAGAUCAGUUUGAAAUGGUUUCUUCUUCUAAUAUUUCCCCCUUAAAAUAGUAGUUAUCUUCCUGCAAUUGACUAUAGCAACUUCUCAGGAGGAAUUAAAAAAAAAAGUAGCUUUGUGUUUGGAAUCUAAGUGGGAAAUAUGGUGCUUUCAACUUUCUAGGAAGACCGUUUAAUUAGGGGCACCAGUGCAGAGUCAGGGACAGCACUUUGAGUGACUGGAAAAGAUCCUUGACUAAUGGAUCUUUUAUCUGUAGGUGAGGUUGGUGGCUUUUGCAGGGAGGAUAAAUAUUCAAUAUGCAUAUACUGUACAAAUCUACAGGAUUUUACAUCUGCUAGUCAAGUUGGUUUUGUUUUUUGCUAGUCAGAGUAGAAACUGAAAUGUAAGCCAUUCUAAGAGCAUUUGGAUAUUAUAGUACUUAAUUUUACUGUGUAAAUGCUGACAUGUCCACAUUCCCUUGUGAGUGUGAUGAGAAGCUCUGAGAUGGUAGCCGAUUCCUUGGUUGCCUUUAUACCUUCUUUUGAUCUUCACAAAAAGGAAAAUUGCUGCUAUCCUUCUUAAAUACUAAUGCUACAAUUCUAAAAUCUCAAUUUUUAAAAGCAGGAUAAAGUCACUUAAAAUCCACUGUGCUCAACAACUUCAGUUUACUUCAGCCAUGAGGAGUUAGUAGUAUAUUUGUGUACAUCUGAGAUUCAGGAAGAGUUAAAAUUAAAUGUCAGAAUUACAAUGUGAUUUCCAAGAUGGCUCCUACAUCGGUCCUCUGAUGUUAUCCUCAGUAUUAAAGGCUUGUAAAUGCAGUGCUGGCCCCAUUACUGUACACAAUGUUGAAUACCACCUCUAAGGGAAAUUCUGCAAGCAUGUUUGCUCUGAUAUUGUUCGUAGGUGUAGCCCUGAAAGCUAAGUGGGAGGGGAAGGUAUUUUCUGGCACUGCUGUUCCACACAAAAUAAAACUGCUUAAAGAAUACUUUC
Molecule: messenger RNA, 4965 nt
Organism: Mauremys reevesii (Reeves's turtle)
Lineage: Eukaryota; Metazoa; Chordata; Testudines; Geoemydidae
Gene: RUFY3
Product: RUN and FYVE domain containing 3
Exons: 18
Coding region: 407-2314 (635 amino acids)
Biological process (GO): regulation of axonogenesis
Cellular component (GO): cytoplasm
Molecular function (GO): metal ion binding
Source: RefSeq, a predicted model, not a curated record